GAGCACCGCCGCGCGGCAGUACGCCGCCUCAGCUGUCACCUGCAGCCACCUCCACCACCGCCGACCCCAGCUCACCGCGACGGGCGGCACCGUGGAAGCUGAGCCCCCGCCUUCCUCCAGAGAGUGCCCCCACACCACCGCCGCCCGCAGCAGCCCGGAAGAGACACUCCCCACCGGACAGGAGCCGCCGGAGCAGGGGCCGAGCGGAGCAGCAGUCGCGUUCAGCCGUCCCGCGUGCGGUCUAGCCGGUGCCCCCCCCCCCCCAGGCGACCAGGGGAGGGAGACAGCGAGAGAGCGGGGCUCACCGGUAGCUCUCCGCACCAGCUGUCAUCUGCAUUCGCCGGCGAGGCUGCUCACGCCCAGAGAGUGCUGCUGAGGACCGCGCUGGGAUUUGCCUGCUCACACACAGCCUGACUGAGCGCCCCGUCUACUCGCGAGCUCCGUCUUCUGGGGGGUGGGACGCUUGUCCCCAUAUCCACAGCUGGAUGGAACCUGCUUACUCUCUCCAUCUGCACGCGCUCCCUGUCGAUAUGAUACCCUGAGUGGCUCCCACUGCCGCUACUGGUGGAUAAAUAAGUUUGCCAUUUCGUGGGGAAUCACCGACACAGAGCAACGUGACUAGCCAUGAGGAAAGCUGUCGAUUUUCUGGUAUUCUUCGCAGUCCAUUGGGAUAUAUAGUAUCGGCAGUCUGGCAGGAUUACAUUUAACAGCCUACCUGCAAGGACAUCGCCUCAGGGUUGCCACCCCCCCCCACUGAAGGGUCCGUGCGCAUGCAGCCACGGCUGGAAAGUGCUCCAGUACAGCUCCCCCACUCUCAAAAACUCUGACUACACAUUGUCCCCCAUGGUUUCUGCCCUAAUCCAGAGCCUGCAAUCCUAUGUUGUAAAGAUUUGCAAAGGAAUGUUUACAAAGAAAUUGGCAGAUCCAGUGAAGAAGAGAGAAAGUACAGAUUCCAAAAAAGAGCCAAAAUUAGCCACUGACUCUCAAGCACGGAAUCCAAACUUUUCUACAGCACUAAAAAGCAAAGUCAAAAAAAUCUCCAAAUGCUCCUCCGUGCGAAAUAUAUCCCUGACAGGCAAGAGGGGUAAAAAUAUCCCUGCGUCACUAUCGCCAACAUUUAGUUACCGUGUAGCAAUAGCUAACGGACUCCCAACAAACCGAUAUUCGCUUAACAAUGAAAAUUUUCCUCAAGACAUUUUAUCAAUUGACAGCAGUUUCUCAGACUCUUUGAGUGACGUAAAACUACGGCGCAGAUCUGAUGAGCACCAAGCUUUUAUGAUGCCGGUAAGGAGGAACAGGAAGAGCUUGAUCAGUCUGGCUCCCUCCGACGGGAGCUCAGAGGGAGAGCGGGUGGAACGAACCAACCUGCAGACGCUUCGACUAGGAGCCUUACGCAAACUAAGGAAAUGGAAAAAGAGCCAAGAAUGUGUUUCUUCUGAUGGAGAAGUGAGCAACUGGAGAAAGUCACUAGGCCUUCGGAGUAAGUCCCUGGAUAGAGCUGCAAGAAAUCAGAAGGCGGCCUCCUUUGAGCCUGCAUCCAGCUCGACAGGAUGCAUCAGCCAGACCCAGGACGUCAUGGAGAUGAUCUUCAAGGAACUCCAGGGAAUCAGUCAGAUUGAGACAGAGCUCUCCGAGCUAAGAGGGCACGUUAACGCCUUGAAGAGCUCCAUUGAUGAGAUCUCCAGCAGCGUGGAAGUGGUGCAGACUGAGAUCGAACAGUUGCGUUCUGGCUUUGUACAGUCCAGACGGGAGACGCGGGACAUACAUGACUACGUCAAACAAGUUGGCCAAGAUAACAAAGCCACUUUGAAAUUUGUCAAUGUGCCGGAGGAUAAAUUGGAAAAAACAGAGAAUCUCAUUUACCAAAUUUUAAAAGAGAAAAUGGGCUUCAGUGACCCACAAAAGGUGAUAAGGAUUGACCUGGCCUAUCGUCUGGGGCAUCAAAGAGACUGCCCCAGUGCCAAGCCCCGACCAGUUAUUGUCAUAUUCUCUACACCUCAAGACAGGGAUUUAGUUUUAAAAAAAUGCUACAAGCUGAAAGGCACGGGCAUCUCGAUCUCCACCGACAGCCUUGCCCGGGAGACGAAAGAGAGGAAAGACAAAGGCAUGAGCACCUCACAGACAUAUGAAAGCAUGGACAUCAGGGUCUCCACUAAGGAGAAAACCGACCUUGAGGACUGGGACUCCAUGGACAGUGAUAGGGAGUUUGAGGCUGACCUAAACCGCAACAAAUACUCAGUUGUUUCUAAAUCAUCACAUAAGAGUAAAUCUGAUAAGAAGAAAUCCCACCAUUCCCACAGCAAAUCGGGAGAUAGGACAGCACGUUCGGGCCCGGCACCAUACGUCGACGACACCUAUCAAUCAGCUAUGUAUGAAGAUUCGGACAAACAAACAAAACCGUACUACUCUGACCUGACUCCGAUUUGGCUUUCUCAGAGCGAGUACUCAACCCCAAAACUAAGUCGCUCUGAAUCAGACUGUUCAAAGAUGUGCCAGUCAUACUCAGAAGAUUUUUCUGAGAAUCAGUACUACAGCAGGACCAAUGGCUGUUCCCUUCUGUCCUCCUCAGACCAGGAGCUUUGGCAAAGGAAGCAGGAGGACAUGGCAUCCUCUUGGUAUGCAAGCCCACCCAAUCCAACCCUGAGUCAGGAAAACCAGGCGUACACAGAACCAAACGGGGCAGAGACCACAGAAACAGUAGACAGUGGCGUGAGCAAUGGGGUUGUGUGUGUCUCAGCUGACAGAAGCCACUUCAGUGGCUCCCAGCUGUCACUGCAGGGCGAUCUGUCACCUUGGAAGGAAUGGCCACAUCUGGAACAAGGGGCAGAUUCUGGGUUGGAUGCCUCAACUGAACAGAACAUAGUAUCAGAGGUCAGCAGCCCAUUUGACCUGAGAGUCAGUGCAGGAUUCCCCAAAAACAUUACUAAGUGCCAAGAAGUGGAUUUACAGUUUGAAGGAGAAAAUUACAUGACUCUGGACAGUACCCCUUCUACGUGUCCUGGCCUCGAGAGUGAAACUGCGAGUCAGCCAGACGCUCAGAGUGAUCCGUUUCCUGAUAUUGACACAAAUAACUUCUACAUAAAUCCCAGCAAGUCCGCAACUAUGUAUCACAGCCAGAAUGAGAUCAGACAAGAAAAAACUGAGCAAGUUCCGAGAUCAUGGCACAGCCGCCUCAGCAUAGACCUCACCGAUAAAACGUUCAGCUUCCCAACAUUUGGAUCAACUCUCCAACGGGCUAAAUCAGCACUGGAGGUCGUGUGGACCAAGAGCUCACAGAGUGUGAAUGCCCCUGAGGAGCCAAGUAACUCCACAAUCAUGGGGCGGCUCAGGUCAUUGUCCCAAUCCACGGCGAACGGCUCCAGCACAACCAUAAACUCAGAUGUGUACACAGAGCCGUUGUACUACAAGGCAGAUGAGGAGGACUGUGGUGAGCAGGCCGUGGACAAUGAGACGCAUUAUGUGGAAGUGAUGGAGCAGGUGCUGGCCAACCUGGAAAACAGGACAAAUGCAAAUGAGCCAGAAGAGGAGUAUAAAGACUACAGCAUUUCUCAGGAGGGAAACUAUGUUCUGGAAUAUGACUGCAGCUUAGAUGAGCAGUAUGAUGAUGAAUAUAGUGAGGGCUGUGAUGAUAACCCAGCCACAGAAGACAACACUGAAUCUGAGGCGAUGGCUUACAUUGAGGAACCAGAGCAGGCUGAGGACACGGCAGCACAAGAGGAUGAAAACCAAAACCUGCCGGCAGCAGCCAUGGUCGAGACCCCUCCGAAAAAGAGGUUACGACCAACGUUCAAGGAAGCGGCCCUGAGAGCUUACAGGAAGCAAAUGACAGAGCUGGAGGAGCAGAUUCUGGCAGGAGACCACGCUGCUUUGGAUGCACAGGCUCGCAUUGCCAGCCGCCAUGUUCUGGAAACAACAGUAAGCCUUGGGCUUCAGUGUGCUGGAGGGUCAGGGAGCAUCCUUUACGGCAUCGACAGUAUGCCAGAUCUGCGCCGGAAGAGGACGGUGCCCAUUGUCCGAGACCUGGCCUUGACCCUAACUGCUCGAAAGGCAGGCAUCUCCUUCGCUCUGGUGACCAGAUCCACACUCAGCAAUGAAGACCUGAAGCUACACGUCUUCCGGAAGACUCUGCAGGCCCUCGUCUACCCGAUUUCGUCCACCACCCCACACAACUUCGAGGUGUGGACGGCGACGGCGCCCACGUACUGCCACGAGUGUGAGGGCCUAUUGUGGGGCAUCGCGCGCCAGGGCAUGCGCUGCUCCGAGUGCGGGGUCAAGUGCCACGAGAAAUGCCAGGACCUGCUCAAUGCCGACUGUCUGCAGAGAGCUGUGGAGAAGAGCUCCAAGCAUGGAGCAGAAGACAAAACCCAGAACAUCAUCAUGGCCAUGAAGGAGAGGAUGAAGAUCAGAGAGAAGAACCGGCCAGAGGUGUUCCAGCUCAUCCAGGAGGUCUUCCACAUCUCCAAGGAAGACUUUGCUACUCACCUGAAAGCCGCCAAGCAGGCUGUUCUGGAGGGCACCUCUAAGUGGUCGGCCAGAAUCACCAUCACAGUUCUGUGUGCCCAGGGCCUGCAAGCCAAGGAUAAGACCGGAUCCAGUGAUCCGUAUGUCACCGUCCAGGUGGGAAAGACCAAGCGCAGAACCAAAACCAUCUUCGGGAACCUCAACCCUGUCUGGGACGAAAAGUUUUCCUUCGAGUGCCACAAUGCAACAGACAGGAUAAAGGUGAGGGUGUGGGAUGAGGACGAUGACAUCAAGUCCCGGGUGAAGCAGCACUUCAAAAAGGAGUCGGACGACUUCCUCGGGCAGACCAUCAUCGAAGUCCGGACACUGAGCGGCGAGAUGGAUGUUUGGUAUAACCUGGAAAAGAGGACGGACAAGUCUGCGGUGUCUGGGGCCAUCAGGCUGAAGAUCAACGUGGAGAUGGAAGGGCAGGAGAAAGCAGCUCCACCACAUGGCCAGUACACCUGUCUGCAUGAGAACCUUUUCCAUCACCUGACGGAAGUGCAGAACAGCGGGGCAGUGAAGAUCCCCGAGGUCAGGGGCGAUGAAGCAUGGAAGGUUUACUUCGAUGACAUUUCCCAGGAAAUCGUCGACGAGUUUGCCAUGCGCUUCGGAGUCGAGUCCAUCUACCAGGCAAUGACCCAUUUCUCCUGCCUGUCAUCCAAGUACAUGUGUCCCGGCGUCCCAGCAGUCAUGAGUAACCUGCUGGCCAACAUCAACGCCUACUUCGCCCACACCACCAACACCACCAGCACCAACAUCUCCGCCUCCGACCGCUUUGCCGCCUCCAACUUCGGGAGGGAGAAGUUCGUCAAGCUCUUGGAUCAGCUCCACAACUCCCUGAGGAUUGACCUUUCCAAGUACCGGGAUAAUUUCCCAGCCAGCAACCCAGAGAGGCUUCAGGACCUGAAGUCCACAGUGGACCUGCUGACAAGCAUCACCUUCUUCAGAAUGAAGGUGCAGGAGCUGCAGAACCCACCACGGGCCAGCAUGGUGGUGAAGGACUGUGUACGGGCCUGCCUGGACUCCACAUACAAGUACAUCUUUGACAACUGCCAUGACCUCUACAACCAGCUACUGGAUCAGGCUAAGAAACAGGACGCUCCACGUGAGGAACAAGGGCCAUCCAUCAAGAACCUGGACUUCUGGCCGAAGCUCAUCACCCUGAUGGUGACGGUCAUCGAUGAGGACAGGACCGCCUACACCCCCGUGCUCAACCAGUUUCCACAAGAGCUGAACAUUGGAAAGAUCAGUGCAGAGGUGACAUGGACUCUCUUCGCCAUGGACAUGAAGUACGCCAUGGAAGAACACGAGAAGCACCGUUUAUGUAAGAGUACGGACUACAUGAAUUUGCACUUCAAGGUGAAAUGGUUCUAUAACGAGUAUGUACGGGACAUACCUGCCUUCAAAGAGUCUGUGCCGGAAUAUUCUCUAUGGUUUGAGCCCUUUGUCAUUCAGUGGCUGGAUGAGAAUGAGGAAGUUUCCAUGGAGUUUUUGCAUGGGGCUCUGGAGAGAGACAAAAAGGAUGGCUUCCAGCAGACGUCGGAGCACGCGCUCUUCUCCUGCUCCGUGGUGGACGUCUUCGCGCAGCUGAACCAGAGCUUCGAGAUCAUCAAGAAGCUGGAGUGUCCGAACCCACAGGCGCUGGCGCACCUCAUGUGCCGAUUCGCCAAGACCAUCAACAGAGUUUUAUUACAAUAUGCGGCAAUCAUAUCAAAGGACUUCGGCAACUAUUUGGACAAGGAGAAGGUGCCCUGCAUCCUCCUCAACAACAUCCAGCAACUGCGCAUCCAGCUGGAGAAGAUGUUCGAGUCCAUGGGAGGAAAACAGGAGGAAGGAACAGUGUCCUUCUCUAAGCUCGACACCGAGGCCAGUGACCUCCUGAAGGAGCUGCAGAACAAGCUGAACACAGUCCUGGAUGAGCUGAGCAGCGUGUUUGGGGUCAGCUUCAAACCCGUCAUUGAAGACUGUGUGAAGCAGAUGAACCAGGAGCUGGUGCAGAUGAAGGCAACUGGAGCCGAAGCCAAGAGCAACGCGGCCCUGGACGCCGAGACCGUGCUCCGGCCACUGAUGGACCUCCUGGAUAAGAACCUGAUCCUGUUCGCCAAGAUCUGCGAGAAGACGGUGCUGAAGAGGGUGCUGAAGGAGCUGUGGAAGACAGUGCUGAACGCCAUGGAGAGGCAGAUCGUCCUGCCCCCGCUGACGGACCAAAGCCAAGGAGCUCAGAUGAUCUUCAGCGCAGCGAAGGACUUGGGGCAGCUAUCCAAAUUGAAGGAACAUGUGAUCCGAGACGAUGCACGGACCUUAAAUGCCCGCCAGUGUGCUGCCAUGGACCUGGUGCUGCCAACCAUCAAGCAAUACUUCCACGCGGGUGGGAACGGCCUAAAGAAGACAUUCCUGGAGAAGAGUCCAGAUCUGAAGUCUCUGAAAUAUGCACUCAGCCUUUACACACAAACUACAGAUGCCUUGAUCAAGAAAUAUAUAUGCACCCAGACCUCCCAAGGGGACUUGUCCAAUGGAACGGUGGGGGAGGUUUCUGUUCAGGUCGAUCUCAUCUCCCAUCCCGGCAGCGGCGAGCACAAGGUCAACGUCAAGGUCGUGGCUGUGAACAACCUCAGCUGGCAGACCAACGCCAUGUUCCGGCCAUUCGUGGAGGUAUACGCCCUGGGGCCUCACCUCGGUGAUAAGAAGCGCAAGUUCGGAACCAAGACCAAGAACAACACCUGGUCUCCGAAGUACAAUGAGGCAUUCCAGUUCAUCCUUAGCAACGAGCACGGCCCCGAGUCCUAUGAGCUGCACCUGGCUGUGAAGGACUACUGCUUCGCCAGAGAGGACCGCACCAUCGGCAUGGCCGUCAUCCCGCUCCGCGACCUGGGGGACAAGGGCAGCUACCUGGCCUGGCACCCCCUAGUUAAGAACAUCUCCAUGGAUGAGACUGGGCUCACCAUCAUGAGGAUACUGUCCCAGAGGACAAACGACGAGGUGGCUAAAGAGUUUGUGCGCCUCAAAUCGGACACGCGGUCAGCCGAGGAACCAUCUUGAAGAAAAAAUAAAAACAUUAAGUGACCCCCCCCCCAGAGGUUUAGGUGAGCCUCGGGUGAUGAGUCAGACGGUACGUCUUUGUGCAUGUGUGUGAAACAUCUGUUGGAAUGUUCGUUUCAAACUGCAGUAUGUACAAGUGUAUACCUAUGCUUAUUGUGAAAUACUAUACUCAACAGGUUAUGUCAAUGAGAUAUUAAAUACCAUUUUGUACCAAA
Messenger RNA from Paramormyrops kingsleyae, 7757 nucleotides. Lineage: Eukaryota; Metazoa; Chordata; Actinopteri; Osteoglossiformes; Mormyridae. The record is from RefSeq and is a predicted model, not a curated record.